AUGAACCCUUCUCCAUCUACGGUCUCUACAAUCUACCAAGAACACGAAGGACCAGAGGAGCCGACUCUGAGCAAGUUUCACCAUCACUCUCUGUUUCCUCCCGAAGAGAUGAACUCGGCCAGGAAGUUCUCAUAUGCCUCAGUCAAAGAAGAGCCAGGGGAAGGUCUUCCCCAAUCAUUCGAGUCCUCCCUAUCGAGCCAGGACCUGGAGGAGGUGGAAUGGAUAGCGUGGCCCUGCAGCCAGUGGUGCAAGACGAAGGGACUCUGUUCAUUCCACUGGGGUGGCUCGCACGAAGACCAUGUUCGAACAAGAUUGGAAGGCUAUGCUCGCAACAAUCCCAGAAAAUUGGAAAAGAUUCUCGAUGAAUUAGAAAAGAGGAGGGCAGCGCAGAAGCUCUUCAAUCUCCCUUUCGCCAAAGAUAUCACUCGAGUCCAUCCACAUGCAGCCAAUUUCAACCUCGAUGUCUGGAGAGAGAAAGUCAGAGAGUCAAUUGGGGUCAAAGAAUCCUUUGAGGAAAGCGCCGACACAGCAAUCGACGACUCGGAUGACGGUCCGUCUCAAGCUUCGGACUUUCCUCAAACGCGCGGAGCCUCGUAUUUGGAGUCGAUGCCCGAGGAAAUCUUAGAAUUGAUCCUCUCCUACGUCACAGUCGAUCAUACGGCCGACCCUUAUGCAAGACCCCAUGUUGAUCUGGCCGCUUGCUCACUGGCAUCGAAGAGAUUGCAUUCAGCAGCAUUACGAGUCAUGUACCGGCAUGUCUCUAUUCCUCAAUCCAGGGCAUUCUCCAAGUUGAUGAGAAGCCUCGGCGCCGACAACAAGUUGGGAGAAUUGGUCCAAUGGUUGGACUUCUCACACUACUCGAACAUGGGAUUUGGCAGUGCUCGAAGCACCAGGAACCAAACUCCUUACCUCAAACCCCAAACUCUCCUCGCAUGUCUAAAAUUGAUACCGAACCUCCAGGCUUUCCUCGUUCACGAACAUGUGGAUGAAGAGCUUGAUGUCAACGUCCUCGCCCAAUUGUUCAGCAUGCCAUUCGUGCAUGCUCUGGACUUCUGCGCCUGCUCUGCUCGCCCCUUUGCUGAAGCCUUCACCACUGUCGUCCGACGACUUCCCAAGACCGAACCCUUGAUCAACCUCACACGACUCUCCCUCCACGAAUGCACAACACUUCAAGAGCCUGUCUUCGAGGCUCUUCUACCGCGGCUUUCAAACUUGACCCACCUCGACUUGGCUCACACUUUCGUCAACGACACGGCGUUGCUCUCCAUUCCCCCCACGGCCAAGAUUACCCAUUUGAAUCUUGAACGCUGCACACAUCUUACGGGUCCCUCGGUCGUCAAAUUUCUCACCACCCACCCGGCAGUCAAGGAGAGCAUCGUUUAUCUGGACCUUGCGGCCGACGCGUCUCGCCACAGACUCCUGGCCGAACAGGACGUGACGCGGCUUGUGGCAUCAUUGCCAUCGACAUUGCGUUCUUUGAACCUCGGUGGUGCACGAGUCAAUGCUUCCCACAUUCCCGCAUUGAGAAGGCUUGCCAGACAUGUCGAGGAACUCGGUCUUCGGGGCGCCAAUCUGAGCCUGGGAUCGGAUAUCAAAAGCCUGUUCAAACCCGACGAGUCCGAUAUAUCCGUGGAUGACUUCCAAAGCACCAUUCGCUAUCUUGACCUCAGCGACAUCAAAUCUGUGACACAAAUGUCUCUCUCCUACUCUCCAAGCGCCCUGACUGAUUUGGACACACUCCCCCUCGAAGUCAUCGAGCUGAGCUCCGAUGUCCUUGGAGAGGUGAAACGGCGUAAUGCUCACAUCAAACGGCCGGAGUGGACUGUCAAGGAACUCGGCCGGAGAGGCUGGUUUGUCAGACAGCCGAUUGAAGGAGUCACAUCGGUUGAUGACGGAACUCGUCCCUGGAAAAUGGGCGCCAGAUGGUGGGGUAUGAGGAAAAUCCCCGUCGUCGAGCAGGAUGUUGGCGGAAUGUACGGAUAUUUCAUGUUCAAGCGGUCCUGA
Rhinocladiella mackenziei CBS 650.93 is the source of this 2004-nucleotide messenger RNA. RefSeq lists its product as uncharacterized. NCBI's taxonomy places the organism in Eukaryota, Fungi, Ascomycota, Eurotiomycetes, Chaetothyriales, Herpotrichiellaceae. The coding region runs from base 1 to 2004 and encodes 667 amino acids. The transcript is spliced from 2 exons. The record is from RefSeq and is a predicted model, not a curated record.